CGCAGUCUCUGGUCAUCCCCUGCACUGUCUGCAGUCUCUGGUCAUCUGUACUUUGUCCCUGUCUCUGGUCAUCUGUACUAUGUCCGCAGUCUCUGGUCAUCUAUACUAUGUCCACAGUCUCUGGUCAUUCCCUGUACUGUGUCUGCAGUCUCUGGUAAUCUCUUGUACUGUGUCCGCAGUCUCUGGUCAUCUCCUGUACUGUGUCCACAGUCUCUGGUCAUCUCCUGUACUGUGUCCACAGUCUCUGGUCAUCUCCUGUACUGUGUCCGCAGUCUCUGGUCAUCUCCUGUACUGUGUCCGCAAUCUCUGGUAAUUUCCUGUACUGUGUCCGCAGUCUCUG
Molecule: messenger RNA, 340 nt
Organism: Staurois parvus
Lineage: Eukaryota; Metazoa; Chordata; Amphibia; Anura; Ranidae
Source: the annotation of a GenBank genome assembly